Molecule: messenger RNA, 1662 nt
Organism: Belonocnema kinseyi
Lineage: Eukaryota; Metazoa; Arthropoda; Insecta; Hymenoptera; Cynipidae
Exons: 4
Coding region: 1-1662 (553 amino acids)
Source: RefSeq, a predicted model, not a curated record
AUGGAAAAGAAAAAGGUUAAGUCAAUCAGAUUUGAAUUAGGGCAUAAAAAUUGGUGGGAUGAGGAAUGUUCACGAAAAAAGAGGAAGGCAAGGAAGUUAUACAAGAAAUGGAAAGAUAAUAAAGGUUCGUGGGAAGCUUACGCUCAUGAAAGAUCAAAGUACAGGAAAAUGUGCGAAGACAAGGAAAAAAAAAGAAAGGAUAAUGAAUUAGAAGAGAUAAAAAAUGCAAAAACGGAGAAAGAUAUUUGGAAGUAUAUAAAUAAACAAAGAAAGAAAAAGAAUAGCAUUAGUAGUGGAAUAAUGAUAAGGGACUGGAAAAACUACUUCAUGGACCACUUAGAAGGAACAGAAGCUCAUUCUACGACACAAGGAAAAAGGAAUAAUCUACAGGAAGAUGAAUCCGACCUUAGCGACGUAGAAAUUAAUGACCAAAUUAAAAAACUGAGAAUGAAGAAAGCACCAGGAGAAGAUGAAAUACCGAAUGAAGCAUGGGUGUAUUUAGAAGUGGAUGGCAAAAGGAAACUUUUUGAACUGAUAAGAAGAAUGUGGAAUGAAGAAGGCUUCCCGAAUAGUUGGAGGAAAAGGAUUAUUACACCGAUAUUCAAGAAAGGAGAAACAGAGGAUCUGAAAAACUAUAGACCGAUGACUCUCCUGAACAAGGCGUACAAACUGUAUGCCAUGAUAUUAAACGAAAGAUUAGUGAAGGAUCUAGAAGAGAAGAAAAUUUUACCGGGAACACAGGCAGGAUUUAGAAAAAAUAAUGAAACAAUGGAUAAUAUAUACAUACUUCAGCAUUUCAUACAGAGAGAACUAGAGCCUUUGAUAAUUGCAGUGAGGGUAAAUGGCUAUCUCACAGACGAAUUUUGCAUAGAAGAUGGACUGAAGCAGGACUGUCCUGUUAGCGCUACACUAUUCACAGUUCUAAUCUCUGACAUAGAAGAGGAAAUGAGAAAAGAAAUUGUGGGAGGCAUAAAAGUUGAGAGUGAAAAAUUUUUGUCAUUUGCUUACGUAGACGAUAUAGCACUUUUGGCGAACAAUGAAGAAGAUUUUAGGGCAAUGAUGAGAAGAUUCGAAAAGUUCUCAGAGAAGAAAUGUUUAGUAUUAAACGUAGAAAAAUCGAAAGUAAUGGUUUUCAAAAAAGUUGGGGGCAGAGAAAAGGAAAGAAAAUGGAAUUGGAAAGGAGUAAAUGUAGACUUAGUGGUUGGAGUUCUGGCUUACAGGGCAGAAUUAUGGGGAUGGGAAGAAAAAGACAGUUUAGAAAGGAUCCAAGAACGUUACCUCUGGUGGACCCUGGGACUCGACCGUUAUACACCAAGCUACAUGGUUCUGGAAGAAAGCAAAAUCGAAAAACUCAGAGUGAAAUUAGGAAGAAGAGCUAUCAAAUUUGAAGAAGGAAUAAAUAACUCCACAGGAAGAACAAUUUUGAAAGAAUGUCUAAAAGAAAAAAAUAGUGAAAAUCUGAAGAUAAGAAGUGUCCAAGAAAGGGAGCAAUAUCUUAAAAGGUGUGGUUAUAGUCAAGAGGGUUUAAAAACAUUAAAAGAUAAAAGAGCUAAUCUGCGAAGUUCUUUUGUUGUGAACGGCGUUUUCUCAAAUCACGGCAGGCCUAGUUCUGAAGUCCGUGAUUCGAAGAGAGCCGUAAUUGCCCGUUACGGCGUUUUAUGA